Messenger RNA from Cyprinodon variegatus (sheepshead minnow), 1876 nucleotides. It is a transcript of the gene fbxo32, whose product is annotated as F-box protein 32. Gene Ontology annotation, cellular component: cytoplasm; SCF ubiquitin ligase complex; nucleus. The coding region runs from base 147 to 1199 and encodes 350 amino acids. The record is from RefSeq and is a predicted model, not a curated record. Gene Ontology annotation, biological process: protein ubiquitination. Gene Ontology annotation, molecular function: protein binding. Lineage: Eukaryota; Metazoa; Chordata; Actinopteri; Cyprinodontiformes; Cyprinodontidae. The transcript is spliced from 9 exons.
AAGUGGAGCUGCGCAGUGUCAACACAAGCACACAAACGCACUUAACAUUAGAAGGGACGCACAGAAACAAACUGUUUUUUUUAUUAUUAUUAUUUCUUUCCCAGAGCUUUUAACCGAAGGGUUUAGCUGCAAGUUACCGAGUCGCGAUGCCUUUUCUCGGACAGGACUGGAGGUCACCGGGUCAGAACUGGGUCAAAACCGAAGAAGGAUGGAAAAAGAGGACAGCAGAAGACAAAAACAACAACGUCUCUGUGGAGAGCUUCUGCAACAAGGAGAACCUGCUGCUCUCUCUCAGCUAUGACGUGUCAGCCAAGAAGAGGAAAAAGGAUCUGAUGAACAACAACGACUCCAAAGUCCCCUAUUUCCAUCGGGAAAAGUGGAUUUAUGUUCAUAAGGGAAGCACCAAGGAGCGCCACGGAUAUUGUACACUGGGAGAGGCCUUCAACCGCUUGGAUUUCUCAAGCGCCAUCAAGGACACGAGGAGAUUUAAUUACGUUGUCAGACUACUGGAGCUUAUCGCCAAGUCGCAGCUCCCUUCGCUCAGUGGCGUGGCGCAGAAAAACUACAUGAAUAUUCUGGAGAGGGUUGUUCAGAAAGUUCUGGAUGACCAGCAGAACGUCCGCCCCAUCAAGGAGCUGCUGCAGACGCUGUACGUCUCGCUGUGUGGUCUCGUUCAGGACAUGGGCAAGUCGGUGCUGGUGGGGAACAUAAACACCUGGGUGCACCGCAUGGAGAACAUCCUGCAGUGGCACCAGCAGCUGGACAACAUCCAGAUCAACAGACCUACAUCGACAGGGAUGACCCUGACAGACCUGCCUUCCAGUCUGCAGCUAAACAUCAUGCAGCGACUAACAGACGGCAGGGACCUUGUCAGCCUGGGCCAGGUGUGUCCGGAGCUCGGGAACCUAGCUGAGGACCGCCUGCUGUGGAAGAAACUCUGCCAGUACCACUUCACAGACAGACAGAUCCGCAAGCGUCUGAUGGUUUCAGAGAAAGGUCACCUAGAGUGGAAGAAAAUGUACUUCAAACUGAGCCGCUGCUAUCCUCACAGAGAGCAGUACAGCGACACCUUGCACCUCUGCACACUCUGCCACAUCCUUUUCUGGAAGGAUACCAACCAUCCAUGCCCGGCCAACAACCCUGAAAGCUACACCACCUCCCUCUCCCCUCAGGACUUUAUCAGUCUGUUUAAUUUCUGAUCCCCUGCAACAAACACUCCCCUUCUCCUUCAGAACACCCCAGAAGUACGGACUGGACUGUACAUACUGUUCUUUGUACAUACAAAUGUUUUUGUUUCAUAUCUCAUUCAUGUCCUGGAUGUAUAUAUUUACUUACGGCAUGGAUCUGGAGGGAACGCAGGCUGUGGGACAAUUAUGCAAUUUGAUUUACUUUUGAAUUUUCGGGUGAGAUCAGAAGCUCAAAGAGUUUGAAAAGAGAUUUUGAAUGUGAUGGAGAAUGAAAGGAAUGUGAAAGUGGCUGGCCUGGGUGAGGAGAAGCUGAAUGCAGUAUUACCAAAAGCCAGUUUAACAAUGGCGUGUGCCUUUUUUUAUAAAACUUGAAGCAAUAUCUGCAAAAUUCUAGUCUUGUUUGCACCUUUUCUAAACUUUGAUAUUGUUUUUUCUGUAGUGCUUCAUUUUAAAGAGCAGUUAAGGUGUGGUGCUCUGUAACCAAAUGUUUUUAUUUUUUAGGAUAAAACUCCCUAUUUUUGUGAAGACUCCUGCAUGUAUUUUCAAACACCCAGCUGAUGAUGUGUUGUUUACAUAUUUAUUUCUGCAGAUUUCUGGCGAAUGGUUCAAUUAUCACUCUUUUUUUCUAUGCAAAGGAGGACUUUGUCACAGCUCAGACUUUGAGGAAUAAUGCACCUGCUAUGCAAUGC